AUUGUUGAUCCUGGUGCGUGUGAAAGGAUUAACCUUAAUUUAUGUGAGAAUGUUGUGAAGAUAGCAUCGUUAAUCGGCUAUUUUUAGAAUUUCAAUUAAGAAUCGAGUACAUUUUGAAUUCCAACGAAAAGUCCCGAGAUGCAUUUCGACCUAUGGCCACCAAUCGUAAAGGUUAGUUCGAAAUAAUGACACCGCGCGUUGGGCGCCAUUUCUGUCGUGUCAGUUAACGAAAUACCGCCAAACGUGUUGCCGCUAACCUCGCAGUGUGUUUAUAACAAAGUGUACAGUGAGAACUUUAACUGCAAACCAUGACACAUAAAACAGGAACUGUCAUGAAUUUACCCUGGGUUGAGAAGUAUCGUCCGAAAAAGUUGGACGAUCUCAUAUCUCACGAAGAAAUCAUUAAAACUAUUAAUAAAUUCAUCAACGAUGACCAACUUCCUCAUCUUCUGUUUUACGGCCCACCCGGUACAGGCAAGACCAGUACGAUACUUGCUUGUGCUCGAAAAUUAUACACAGCAGGACAAUUCAAUUCGAUGGUAUUAGAGAUGAAUGCUUCGGAUGACAGAGGUAUAGGAAUAGUUAGAGGCCAAAUUCUUAGUUUCGCUAGUACGGGCACGAUGUAUAGGUCUGGUUUUAAAUUGAUUAUCCUGGACGAGGCGGAUGCUAUGACUAACGAUGCGCAAAAUGCCCUUAGGAGAAUCAUUGAGAAGUACACAGACAAUGUAAGGUUUUGCAUCAUAUGCAACUAUCUCAGCAAAAUUAUCCCGGCUCUUCAGUCACGGUGCACGAAAUUCAGAUUUGGCCCACUGUCGGAAAGUCAAAUUUUACCUAGGCUAGACGACAUUAUCAAGGAAGAGAACUUGGAAGUCAUCGAAGAUGGUAAAAAGGCACUGAUCACUUUAAGCGGAGGCGACAUGAGAAAAGUGUUGAACGUUCUCCAGAGCACGUGGCUCGCUUUUGGUUCAGUCACGGAAGAGACUGUUUAUACUUGCGUCGGCCAUCCUCUUCCUAUCGACAUAAAGAACAUCGUGAACUGGUUGUUAAACGAGUCAUACGAACUCUGUUAUGGCAAAAUACAAGACAUAAAGCUGAAGAAGGGACUCGCGUUGCAAGACAUAUUAACAGAACUCCAUCUGUUUGUGAACAAAAUUGAAUUUCCGGACGAGAUACUUAUCGAUCUGGUGAUUAAACUGGCAGAAAUAGAAAAGAGGGUUGCCAUUGGUUGCAGCGAGGCGGUGCAACUUAACGCCCUCGUUUCAGCGUUUCAAAAAGCCCGCGAUAUCGAGGUCUCGUGAGGUUUUUUCAUUAAGGUAAUUUCAAGUACUAUAUUUUGUUACCAAUUCCAAUAAAAAGAGAGAAAGUGAGAAAGAA
This is a messenger RNA of Megalopta genalis, 1374 nucleotides long. It is a transcript of the gene RfC3, whose product is annotated as replication factor C subunit RfC3. Gene Ontology annotation, cellular component: nucleus; DNA replication factor C complex. The record is from RefSeq and is a predicted model, not a curated record. Gene Ontology annotation, biological process: DNA-templated DNA replication; DNA repair. Gene Ontology annotation, molecular function: ATP hydrolysis activity; DNA binding; ATP binding. NCBI's taxonomy places the organism in Eukaryota, Metazoa, Arthropoda, Insecta, Hymenoptera, Halictidae.